Closterium sp. Yama58-4 is the source of this 8631-nucleotide messenger RNA. NCBI's taxonomy places the organism in Eukaryota, Viridiplantae, Streptophyta, Zygnematophyceae, Desmidiales, Closteriaceae. The record is from the annotation of a GenBank genome assembly.
AUGACGGCGGCGGAGCUGGCGGCGUCCGGUUGGGCGGACAACGGGUCGCUGGGCUGGCCGCUGCAGGUCGUGCCGCGCGAUGUGCGUGCCGACUUGGAUAUCCUCGCGAGCAUGGAGAAGCAGCAACGGGGUCUUCACGUGAAGACCAGUCGCAGCGCCAUCCCGAUCCACGCGCCCGCGCAGCCCGCCACCCCGCGCACUCCGCGCACUCCCCUCGCGCCGUCUCCGCGGGACUCAUUUCAGUCGCCCCCGAUUCUACCUCGCCACCACAGCGGCCCAAUAGAGCCAGCACCGUUACAGUCACCCAUUUACUGUCACACGCCGCAGCAGCUGAAGCGAGACCCGUUAGAGCGACACGUGUCAGACGAGCCUACAGCCUCCCCGCUCCCCGGCUCCGCCAACUCCCUCCGGACAAGCGCGUCGGGGGGUAUUUCCGGACUGCUCGCAGGCCUGUACGUCCGGACGCCCGUUGCCGAGCCUGAUGCCGAGGCUCGGGGCAGCGCUGGCGGGUUUAUCGACAUGCUGUCCGGCCCCGUCACCCCCUCCGCGACGCCUUCCCGUCGCUUCCAGGCGCAGCAGGAGCGCGAGUGGGAAGAGCGCCAGCAGCGGCGGGAGCAGGAGCAGGCGGAGGCAGGGGGUUUGCCGUUUGAGAGUAUAGUUGCGGGCGCGAGGGACAGGCGCGCGCGACAGCAGCACGCGCGCAGCAGCAGCAGCGGCAGCGUUCUCUGCGGCGCAAACGGCGGCGGGUUGAGCGGCGUGGGAGGGGCAGCUGUGGCGGACUCGGCCGAGAUUUCCGUAGUCUCCAGGGGUUUCGGCCAGGACCAGCAGACGCAGCAGGAACAAGGAGAAUCAACGGCGCUGCGGGUGAGUCCGCAAGAAGCGGCGUGGAGUCCGCACGUCGCCGACGCGAGCCCGUGGGGCGGGCGCGGCGCGACGCCCCCCGCGCCGUCGUCCGCGGUGGACCACUUGCCCUCGUUAGAAGCCCUCUCGCGCUCGCCCGGACCUUAUCGCGAGGCUGAUAGUAACGGAGACGAGGAGAGUAGUAGCGAGGACGAGGGGAGGUACUACAAGGUUCCGGAUAUCACGGAGUACAGGAAUCGGCGAAGACAGAGCGCGGGGAGUGCGGCGUCACCGGCGAGUAAAGUCACGCACGAGUAUUUCCGGGGCGGCGGAGUUGACGUAUCGUUUGCGGACUUUCUAGCUGCGCGCGCCAGUGCUGCUGCUACCGCUGCUGGCGGUGGUGGCGGUGGAGCGAGUCCCGCUGCUGCAGCUACUGGAAAUAGUGGUGGUGAUGGUGGUGGUGAUGGUGGUGGUGAUGGUGGUGAUGGUGGUGGUGGUGGUGAUGAUGGUGCCAAUACCGCGGCAGUCACUAGCGCGAAUGAGGCUGAUGCCAGUGGGGAUGCAGCUGGUAGUGGCGCGGCGGGAGAUUGGGCCACUGAGGCUGACGUGGCAAUUGGCGCUGACGUGGCAACGGCGGAACGAGAGGCGGCUCCAGCUGGAGCGGAAGCGGGGAAUACGGGGGAGAGAGGUGACGAGAAUCAUGACUACUAUGAUUCAGAUGCUGCUGGGGAUGGUGGUGCGCCGUCAGUUGCGGCUGGAGCUGCGGCGGCGGUUGCGGUGGGCGCAAUGGCGGCCCGCGGGACGGUGGCGGGGGAGACGGCGGACGCGGAUGACGGGGACACGCGGGAGGGUUCGCGGAAGCGCGGAGAAGGAAUUGGCGGAAGCUCGCGGAAGCACCGGGCGCGAUGGGGAUUGGCGGGAGGGAGGGAUGGGGACGGGGGGGAUGGCGCAGGACAGGCGGAAGAGGGCAAGGCGGAGUCGAGGCGGAGUUUGCGCGCCCAGUGGAGCGCGCGGAGGUCAAAGCGCGGGGAGGGGAGAGCGCAUGGCAGAAACGAACGGGGGAAGAGGGCGGCAGGGGGAAGCACGCGGGAGGAGCGGGGAACAGGGGAGGGUUCCGCCAUUAGGGGAGAUCAGGAUAUGGCGGGGGAGGAGGCGGAGGGGCGGAGAGGAAGGGCAAACGAAGGGCAGGGGGAGAAUGACUGGGGGACUGCGGAGGUUGGGGGCCAAGGGGAAUGGUCAGGGGGCGCGGAAGGGUAUGGGACUGGAGAUGAGGGGGAAGAGCGGGUUAGGGAAAGAGGAGGGGAGAUGGAAGGGUGGGCGGAGAGGGGGUUUUAUGGGGGCGAGGAGGGAAGGGCACAUGGAGAGUGGGGAGAAAAUGACAAGGGUGAGGGUGGGUAUGGGGAUGAUGGGGAUGAUGCGGAUAGGGAUGGUGCGGAUGGGGAUGGGGAUGAUGGUGAUGAUGGUGGAGAUGGCAUGGCGGAGGGUGGGCAUGAUCUGGACAGGUAUGGGCAUGGCAUGGUGCGGUGGCAGCAGCAGGAGGAGGAGCAGGAGCAGGAGCAGGAGCAGGAGGAGGAGGGAAGCACUACGCGGGUGGUGUCAGGGAAGCGGAAGAGAGAGCAGGGGGAGGCGGAGGCGGAGGGGGAAGCUGAGAGUGAGAGGGGAAGAGGAAAGGGGGAACCCAGAGAGGAGGGUGUGAGGGACGAGGGUGAGGAAACAGGGCGUGGGUAUGCGUAUGGCAUAGGGCGGCGAGAGCAUGGUGGAACAGGGGAGUAUGGGGCGAGGGAGCAGUAUGGGGCGAGGGAGCAGUAUGGAGCAAACGGGAAGAAUGCGGCGAGGGGGCAGUAUGGGGCGAGUGGGGAGGACGACAUGGUGACAAUGGGUAUGUCAGCGGAAUGGGAUGGGGGCAUGGCUGCUGCUGCAGCUCUCAUGGCCUCUGAGGGGGCAGUGCGGGACGGCAGCCAUGGUGGUUACCAUGACAACCGCCAGCUGGACACCCCACCCUCACAUGCUGAUGUGGCAGCUGAUGCACCAGCAGCUGACACUGCAUCGGUCCACACGGCCUCUGCUGCCAGUGCAGCUGCAUCCCCGUUACAAGCCUCUCCGUUAGAGGCAUCCUCUCCCUCUCCAAGCAGCACAGCUGCAUUCGCCGACCUGUCUUCAACGAUGCCACCGGUAUUCCUCCCGCCUCCUGCUAUCCAGCAACCCACACCACCACUCCCAAUCGCCCCCCACCAAAAAGAAGACUAUGAUGAGGAGGAUGCAAACGCUGCAGCAGCAGAGGCGUUAUCAGUGUUUGGGUUUCCCUUUACUCUCGAGGGCUUUGCUUUGGGUGGUGGAGGGGAAGAGGAGACAGUGCAGGGGGAAGCUGCAGCUGUAGCAGGAGGAGGAAGGGACGCAGUUGGCUUGCCCGUGCUACAGCCGGGGGAGGUGUAUUCCAUUGGAGGUGUAUUUGAUGUGGAGGGGAGCCAGGGGGAGGCUGCAACUGGUGACGGUUCUGCUGGUUCUGCUGGUGUGGCUAGUGCUGCUGGUGGUGCUGCCGGUGCUGCAGCUGCUGCAGGUGGUGAUGGUGAUGAUACUCCACGCGGGUCUGGUGACAGUGCAAAUGUGACUGUAAACGGGGCUCAGUUCUCCUUCCACGCGGGCAGCAACAGCAGAGCUGCUGGUGAUGCUGACGUGGCAAUGGGCCUGGCUGACGAGGAUGACGAGCUGGAUGAGGUGGCAGUGGAGGCGAGUCUACGUCAGCUUGAGCUGGCACUGGAGCAGGGGCUGUUACCGGAUGAGGUGGAGGCGUUGAGGAAAGAGCUGGAAGCGCUGGUGGAGAGAGGGACGCGGCGAGCACGGAGAGGCGUGCAGGGGGAGGAGGGUGGGGCGGCGGAAAGGAGGGCUGUGGUUGGGGCGGGAGAAGGGGAGGGUGUAGGGGAGGGGGGUGUGAUGAGGGGAGAGGUGGAGAGGGAAAUGGGGGUGGAGGAAGAGGGUGGCGACGAGAUGGGGGAGGGUGGCGAGGGGGAUAGGGUUGAGGUGGAGAGAGAGGGGAGUGGAGGUGAGAGGGAAGAGGAGGGGGGGAGUGAGGAGGGGGAGGGGGGUUUUGGAAUGGAGAUGGAGAGGGAUGUGACUCCUUACCAUGAAAUGGUGGGGGGCAGGGAGGGCAGGGAGGGCAGGGAGGGCAGGGAUGUGGGCACAGAUUGGGAGGGGGGCAGGGAAGGGGGGGAGGUGGAGAGGGAGCGAGAAGGUGAGAUGGACAGGAAUGUGACUCUUUACCAUGAAAUGGAGGGGGAAAUAGAGGGCAAGGAGGCAGAGAGGGAGGCAGAGAGGGAGAGAGAAGGGGAGACGGAGGGGGGAGAAGGGGAGACGGAGGGGGAGGGAGAAGGGGAGAUGGAGAGGGAGGGAGAAGGGGAGACGGAGAGGGAGGAGGUGAGAGCAGGCUGUGAGAAUGGUGGAUAUGGUGGGGAUGACAGGGAAGGCGCGGAAGGUGAGGAGAGUAUGAAGGAAACGGCUGGUGAGAUGAAUGAGGGGGCUGAGAUGAGCGGGGAGGGCGAGGAGGUGGGUGGGGAGGCUGAGGUGGGGGGUGGUGAGCAGGCUCAGGAGUCUGGAGGUGAGGAGGUGGGGUGCGGUGAGGAGGAGUGCAAGGAUGCUGAAGGUGGUGAGAAGGUGGAAAUAGAAGUGACAACUCACAAGCCUUGCUUGCCUGCCCAGCUCACCCCCGCACUCGCUAAGCCGCCUCUCCCGCCGUCCCUCUCUGCUCACGUGGAUGCGCUCUCUGCUGACCUGGAUGCUGACACAGGCAGUGGCGGGGGGGUGCUAGGGGGAGGGAUGGGAAUGGGAAGCAGCCCUUUGAGUGUUACUGGUGGUGGGAUGAGUCCGGGUACGGCUGCUGGUGUUGCCGGGGACAGGGGCGGUAGUGGUGGUGGGGGAGGAGCAGGAGGAGCAGCGGGAGCAGUGGGAGCAGCGGAAGAGGAGGGAGUGGGUACAGGAGCAACUGGGUCACACGCACAGGGGCACAGCGGGGGUGGGGGAGCGGGAGCGGGAGGAGGAGGCGGAGAGAAGGCGCUGUACACGGUGGGGCACUGGUUGAGGCAGGUGGACAUGGCGGAGGCGGAGGGGCGGCUCCACGUGGCAGUGCGUCUGUUUGAUCUCGCCGAGCGCUGCCACGCCCAGCCCGCCACUCUGCUGCGCGUCGCCCGCUCCCAGUUCAUGCGCCGGCAUCGUCACUCCCUCUCCCUCUCCACCGCUACUCCCGGUACUGCCGGUACUGCUGCUGCUGCUGCUGCUGCUGCUGCUGGUGUCACUACUGGUCGUGGUACCGCUGGUGCUGGUGCUUCUGGUGGUGGUGGGAAUGGGACUUUUGGUGUUGUUUCUGGUGGGGCGUCGCCGCUGCUUUCCCCGGCUGCAUCACUGCUUCACACCGCUUCCCACUGCCCGUCAUCCUCCCCUCCUCGGUCCCCUCUCCCGCUCCCAUCUGCCAAUCCCUCUCUCUCCCCUCUCUCCUCCCCUCCCGGCUCCCCUUCCCCCGCUCCUCCGCCCCCCUCCCUCUCCGCCUUCCCCCAGCACCCACCCGCCCCCCUCUCCCCCUUCCCCACGCCCCCGCCUCCCUCCCUCUCCGCGUUCCACUGGCGGCAGCAGCCCACAGCAGGGGCAGCGAGCGGGGCACAGCAGGGGCAGGCGGGCAGGCAGGCGGAAACGCCUCUAGCCUCGCAUCCUCCCCCCCGCACUCGCCCCUCGCAGCCACUACCCCCGGCUCCUCCCCCCGCUCCUCAUUCUCUCUCUCCCCUGCUGACGCCCUACCUGCACUGCCAGAGUCUUUUGGGCUGCGUAGAGGGGCUAAGGAGAGCGGAGGGAGAGGGUUCUAGUAUGCAAGGCAAUGGAGCGAAGGGAGAGGAGAUGGGGGAGAAUAGAGAGGAAUGGAGGCGGGAGGAGGUGCAGACGAGGGAAGAUGGAGGAGUGGAGAAGGGUGAGGGGAGUGUUGGGAGCGGUGCAGAGAGUGCGCGUGUGGAGAUGCCUCAGAUGAGGAGAGGAGAAAGGAGGGAGGGCUGGGAGGAGCAGGAGAGGGGCUGGGAGCGUGCUGACCGGGUACAGGCAUGGGCACAUGAGAACCUCCCCGGCCCUGCACCGGAAGAAAACAGGAGUGGCAAGUCACGAACGGGAGGCAGCGGCUCGUUUUCAGGCUCGGACGCAGGGCUGGAUUUUCCAGAGGGCAGUGGUGGGAACAGUGGCAGCGGGAGGAGGCAUGGGAGCUUGGGUGAUCAGGCAAGGUGGGGAGAGAGUGAGGUGCAGGGCAAUGAGGCUGCUGCUGCUGCUGCUGCUGGUGCUCGUGGCGCUGGUGUUAGUUCAAGUGGCUCUGGUGGUAGCGCAACCAGUGUUGGUAAUGGCGCUUUGGCUGGGGCUGAGGGAAGCAGAGUGCAAGACGAGCUCAAGGGGAGGAACACCACGGAAGAGCGAGAGGAAGGGUUGAAGGUUCCAAUGAAGGGUGGUGAGGGCGAGGAGGAAAGAGAGGAAGUGGGAGAGAGAAUAGCGGAGAAGGAGCAAAACGGAGAGCGAAAGAUAGAAGGAAAGGCACGGGAAAUUGAGGGGGACAGAGAUGAACCCAUACCUGGUCAAGCCACAGCUGCUGCAGCAGCAGCAGCAGCAGCAGCAGCACCACCACCACCACCAGUAGCAGCAGCAGCAGCAGCAGCAGCGGCAGCGGCAGGGAGAAGGGUGGCGGUGAGAGAGGGGAGCGUGCUGGCGAAGCUAAAGCGCGCCACAGCACAGCUGAGACAGCUCAGGGAGAACUAUUUGGGGGAGGGCCAACCUGGGGAGGCUCAACUGAAAGAGGACCAACAGGGUCAACAGGCGAAGGCUCACUCUAGGGAGGGUGCAGGUGAUGAUGGUGCUGCAGCAGCAGGAGUGGAACCAGUGUCAGCGCAAACAGCUGUAGCAACAGCGCCACCUGCCAUGCCUGCGCGGCCUUCCCCCCAGCCGCCCAUCCCCCUCUCCGCCUCUGCCUCUGCUGCUGCUGCUUCAGCCGCCGCUCGCCUUGCUGCUCGCACCAGCAACGCCAGUGGCACCAGCGGCAACGUCAACCCUCUGGAGGCAAGGAGCUUUGCUGCAGGAGCAGGGACAGGUGGUGCUGCUACUCCCCAGGCAGGGAGCACCCAAGCGCGCAUCACUGCACCUCCUCUUGGCGGCUCAGCAACUCUUGCACGGAUCUCUAUCCCAGGCCUCGCUGGUUCGGCAUCAGGCCAAGGAUUGUACGGGACAGGGCCCGUUUCAAUGGCAAUCCCAGGCCCAGGGCUGCAUUCGGGGCUGGUUUCCGGGUCAGUUUCAGGGCCCAUAUCUGGACUGCAUUCAGGGCCAGUUUCGCCUGGCGCGAACGCCCCUGUGUCUCCCUUUGCACGCGCAUCCUCAUCCUUCUCCCUCGGCCGCAUCCCCUCCUCUGAGUCUCUUCGUACUGAUCCUACUUUCUCUGUUUACGUCCGGCGGUCCGGCUCGGCCCGAACCUCGGUGUCAGCUGCGGAGACCGAGCCUAGCGAAGGGGUGGUGGAGGGAGGGAUGGAUGGUGGGAUGGAGGGAGGGAUGGGAGGGGAGGUUGCUGGGGAUGGUGGGGAUGGGGGAGAGGCAGAUGCUGAGAGCAGGGAGAGGGGAGUUGGAGGUGGAAGGGGGUCAUCUGGUCAAUGGAUGAGUCAACUGGAGUCAACAGAGUCAAUGGAGGAAGGGAUGGGUCAAACGGAGUCAGACGUUAGAGAGGCAGGUCCACUCAAGUCAACAUUUGGAGAGAUGAGCCAAUUUGAGUCAACGCAUGGGGAGACGAGUCAACCCGAGUCAACACAUGGGGAGACGAGUCAACCCAAGUCAACACAUGGGGAGACGAGUCAACCCAAGUCAACACAUGGAGUAACGAGUCAACCCGAGUCAACACAUGGGGAGACGAGUCAACCCGAGUCAAUCGAGAUAGAGACAAAUCAACCCAAGCCAAUGGAGGGAGCAGUGCAGCUGGGGGGUGGCAUUGGAAGGUACGGGGGGAUAGGGAGAAGCGGAGGUGUUGGUGGUGGUAUUGGUCGGUGUGGCGGAGUUGGGAGAUUCUCAGCCUCUGCUGCCACCCCUUCGGAGUCCUUCCUCAUCCUCCCCCCUGCCUUGGACCCCAGGGAUACUGUGCAUACCCAUUCGCACACCCACCUGCAUGCACCGCACACACCCCUCACACCACGCACACCCCGCACCCCUCCUGCCCUUGGCUCCCACCCCCCCUCCCCUCGCACCCCACUCCCACACUUCGCCUCGACCUCCCCCUCUCGUCGCUCUCCACCAAUGGGAUCGCGCCACGUGGAGUCACGGUACAUGGCAUCCGCCAUGGCAGCAGCAGCGCCGCCCGCAUCGCCCGCCAUUGCCAUGGCCAUGGGCGGCAGUCCACGGGCGUACACCCACUCCCACUCCAUGCGCAGUACGGGCGGCACAGGCGGCGUGGGCGGCGUGAGCUCCUUGCUGCUCCGAACCAGUGGCAGCUGCGGCAGUGGAAGCUUCGCCCUGCCUGGCAAUGCUAGCGGUGCUGGCGGAGGCAAAGGGGUUGGAAGCGGUGGGGGCAUCGGAGGGGGCAGUGGAGGUGGCGAGAGGAGGGUGAAGAGCAGGGAGCAGCAGAUGGCAGCGAUGGUGGAGAAGUGGCCUACGAGCCUCAGAGGCAGCUCUGCUGUUGCUGCGGGUGUGGCGGGGCGAGUGGGGGAGACACAUAGGGGUGCAGGUGCCAGGGCACGGCCAGCUUGGGGCAGUGGAGGUGGUGCGAAGCCGGCUUGGGGCAGUGGUCCUGGAGCCAGGAGGUGA